AUGGGCACCGGCCAACUGCGGAACCCCCCGGCGCAGCACCCGGGACAAGGGAACGCGCCGCUCUCCUUGCGGGGCCCGCGGAGACCGAAGCGCCGGCACCCGCUGCUGCAGAACACGGUGAGCGACCGGUGGAACGGCUGGUGCGGGGCCGGGGUGACAGGCCGCCCUCCCUUCGCCGGACGGUUUCACGUAGAAGGGAACCGGGAGGGGGCGGAAAGGCUGCCCGGAGCCCGGGGGGGGCGCCCCGGAGCGGUGCCGGCCGCUCUCCCCAAAGCUACCGUAUUGGAUUUGUCCUGUAACAACCUCAUUUCCUUGCCGUCAGACUUCUGCAGUUUGAUGCAUCUGGUGAAACUGGAUUUGAGUAAAAAUCGGCUUCAACAGCUGCCCUUGGACUUUGGGCGCCUGGUCAACCUGCAGCACCUGGACCUCCUGAACAACCGCUUGGUCACCCUGCCAGUCAGCUUUGCACAGCUCAAGAACCUGAAGUGGCUCGAUCUGAAGGACAAUCCCCUUGAUCCUGUCCUAGCUAAAGUAGCAGGAGACUGUCUGGAUGAGAAGCAGUGUAAACAGGCUGCUGUCAAGGUACUGCAGCACAUGAAGGCGAUCCAGUCCGAGCAGGAUCGACAGCGGCAACGGAAGCUCCAAGCAGAGCGAGAAAUGGAGAAGAAGCGUGAAGCAGAACAGCGAGCAAAGGAGGCUCAAGAGCGGGAACUGAGGAAGCGAGAGAAGGCAGAAGAAAAGGAACGCAGAAGACGGGAGUACGAUGCUCAGAAAGCUGCAAAACAGGAGAUGGAAAAGAAAACCAAAAAAGCAAACGUGCAGACCCGAAAGCCCGCCUCCAGUUCUCGGCCCCCUCAGCCCCCCCGGAACAAGCACUCCUGGUCGCGGUCGGUGCUGAGGGUCCUGCUCGUGGCGCUGCUGUGCGUCCUCUGCGCUUUGGCUGCCUGCAAGCUGACGGAGCUGCAACGUCAGCCCCUGUGCGUCAGCGUCAACGCUCUCUACGAGGACGUGUUAGCCGCUCUGCAAAACCACAAAACCCUGCAAAAUAUGCUACAACAGAACUCGCAGCAGUGAUUGCCCUGGGCGGGCACUUGCUUCGUCAGCGUCUCCCUCCACCAUCUACGCAGCCAGAAUUCCUAUGGAAUUGUGUUCUGAGGAAACUGCUUUUGAUCAGGCAGCAUUGGUUUGCUGGUCCACUCCACACAGAGCAGAGUUCUUGUUCCGAUCACCUUCGCUGUGCAUGUUUCGCAGUUGGCCUGUAACUCCCAUUCUCUGCCCAGGUUCACCUA
Messenger RNA from Nipponia nippon (crested ibis), 1289 nucleotides. Lineage: Eukaryota; Metazoa; Chordata; Aves; Pelecaniformes; Threskiornithidae. The record is from RefSeq and is a predicted model, not a curated record.